This is a messenger RNA of Mus pahari (shrew mouse), 2263 nucleotides long. RefSeq names its product platelet derived growth factor D (gene Pdgfd). NCBI's taxonomy places the organism in Eukaryota, Metazoa, Chordata, Mammalia, Rodentia, Muridae. The record is from RefSeq and is a predicted model, not a curated record. Gene Ontology annotation, molecular function: platelet-derived growth factor receptor binding; growth factor activity. Gene Ontology annotation, cellular component: membrane. The coding region runs from base 306 to 1418 and encodes 370 amino acids. Gene Ontology annotation, biological process: platelet-derived growth factor receptor signaling pathway; positive regulation of MAP kinase activity; positive regulation of cell population proliferation. The transcript is spliced from 7 exons.
CGACGCCCGCUCCCUGCAGCCUGUGCUGCAGCCGCUGUCCACCGGAGGGGGGCGAAUCCACGUCAACCUGUUGUUUGUCUAACUCCUAUUGAUCAAGUCAGCGCUACAAGGAAGUGCGGCACACACAAGCGCUUGGAAAGUUUGGCUUGCAGGAAGUUUUGGGAGAGCUGCGCCAGUAACUGGGCGGCCCAGAAAGCGCAGGCAGUGAAGGCGCAGGGCUGUGCAGUAGAAAUCUGCCGACUCAACCCUGUGGGCUUUUUUUAUUUACUUUUGGAGCGACGCUGUCCCUAGGUCGCUGAGCCCAAAUGCAACGGCUUGUCUUAGUCUCCAUUCUCCUGUGCGCGAACUUUAGCUGCUAUCGGGACACGUUUGCGACUCCGCAGAGCGCAUCCAUCAAAGCUUUGCGCAAUGCCCACCUCAGGAGAGAUGAGAGCAAUCACCUCACAGACUUGUACCGGAGAGAGGAGAACAUUCAGGUGACAAGCAAUGGCCAUGUGCAGAGUCCUCGAUUCCCAAACAGCUACCCACGGAACCUGCUUCUGACAUGGCGGCUCCAUUCCCAGGAGAAAACACGGAUACAACUGUCCUUUGACCAUCAAUUCGGACUAGAGGAAGCAGAAAAUGACAUUUGUAGGUAUGACUUUGUGGAAGUUGAAGAUGUCUCCGAAAGCAGCACUGUAGUCAGAGGAAGAUGGUGUGGCCACAAGGAGAUCCCUCCAAGGAUAACUUCAAGAACAAACCAGAUUAAAAUCACGUUUAAGUCUGAUGACUACUUUGUGGCAAAACCUGGGUUCAAGAUUUAUUAUUCAUUUGUGGAAGAUUUCCAACCUGAAGCAGCCUCAGAGACCAACUGGGAAUCAGUCACAAGCUCUUUUUCUGGGGUGUCCUAUCACUCUCCAUCAAUAACGGACCCCACUCUCACUGCUGAUGCCCUGGACAAAACUAUCGCAGAGUUCGAUACUGUGGAAGAUCUACUUAAGCACUUCAAUCCAGUGUCUUGGCAAGAUGAUCUGGAGAAUUUGUAUCUGGACACCCCUCAUUAUAGAGGCAGGUCAUACCAUGACCGGAAGUCCAAAGUGGACCUGGACAGGCUCAAUGAUGAUGUCAAGCGCUACAGUUGCACUCCCAGGAAUCACUCUGUGAACCUCAGGGAGGAGCUGAAGCUGACCAAUGCAGUCUUCUUCCCACGAUGCCUCCUCGUGCAGCGCUGUGGUGGCAACUGUGGUUGCGGAACUGUCAACUGGAAGUCCUGCACGUGCAGCUCAGGAAAGACAGUGAAGAAGUAUCACGAGGUAUUGAAGUUUGAACCUAGCCAUUUCAAGAGAAGGGGCAAAGCUAAGAAUAUGGCUCUUGUCGAUAUCCAGCUGGAUCAUCAUGAGCGAUGUGACUGUAUCUGCAGCUCAAGACCACCUCGAUAAAACACUAUGCACAUCUGUACUUUGAUUAUCAAAGAACCCUUAGGUUAAGAAAACCCUAAGAAGCUUCUAAUCUCAGUGCAAUGAAUACAUAUGGAAAUGUCGCUUUGUUAGUGCCAUGGCAAGAAGAAGCAUAUAUCAUGAAUUUCUAUAUACAUAAACAUAGGAAUUCACUUAUCAAUAAUAUGUGAAGAUAUGUAUGUAUACCCAGAUACAUGUCUAGCUCUAUGUGUGUAAAUACAUGAUAUACUUUAUUCAGUAUAUUUACUGAAGUUCCCCAGAGGCAAAUGAUAUCACUUGAUAUUUUGCUAAAAUAAAGAAAUGUGUCAAGCAUAGAAAACAUCUUUCAAGAAAUUCAAAAGGUAAGUUUAUUCUAAAACAUUGUAUGACAAAAAUGUAUCAUAUCUUGCUCACUUAAAGAAGGCACUUGUCAAUUAAAUGAAAGAUGAGACUUUCUUAUGUGCAUACUCUAACUAUGUGAAGACAAAUACAUAGUAUCUGGCAAUAAAACCAAGUUUUGAAAUAGUUUCUUCAUGAGAUGUACUACUCAUCUACCAAUGUGGACAGUAAUUAUCUAUCUCCACAACUAUACCAAAGUAAUAUGGGAUAUUUAGCAAUCAAGUCAUUAAGUCCUCUUUCAUGUAUUUUCUCAAUGCAAGCUAAGUAAGUGAGCACCCUUCUCAGUGAAUUGCUCAGGGACUUGUGGUAAUAACUGACAAGAAAUAUUCAAUAGGCAAGCAAUAGGUUGCUGCAAAAUUUUUGAACGUUUUCAUUCUAAAGCCUGGAAAAUACAGAAGUGGAUGCUCACAGUCAUCUAUUGGAUGGAACACAGGGCCCCCAGUGGAGGA